Molecule: messenger RNA, 394 nt
Organism: Chrysoperla carnea
Lineage: Eukaryota; Metazoa; Arthropoda; Insecta; Neuroptera; Chrysopidae
Exons: 4
Coding region: 51-383 (110 amino acids)
Source: RefSeq, a predicted model, not a curated record
AUCAAUUAGCAUUGAAUGCAUUUUAUUGUCAUAGUUAAAUACAGAACAUAAUGGAUCGAUUGGGAUAUUUUUUGCUGCUCUGCUUUGGAUUAGUCCUAUUGUCUGAGACAGGUCAAAGCGAUUCCGGAGUGGAACAAUGCGUAGGUCAUUUUACGAGGCCUUUGAAAUUGGAAGAUCUAGACCCUCGAGAAGUUAAGCAGAAGUGCGAAGACUUAAGAGCUUGCGCGAAGGCAUCGUAUACCACGGAGGUUGGUCAUGGACAAAUUCUUCGUAAUAUUGUGGGCUGUGUACAAGACCUAUGUGCAGAGCUUAAUAAGGAUGGACAAAAAAGACUACCCUGUGACUUUGUAGAUGGAGCAGCACGUACCAUUAAAAAAUUAUAAUUAAAAUGCAC